This is a messenger RNA of Neomonachus schauinslandi (Hawaiian monk seal), 3038 nucleotides long. It is a transcript of the gene ERC2, whose product is annotated as ELKS/RAB6-interacting/CAST family member 2. Bases 306 to 3038 code for a protein of 910 amino acids. Lineage: Eukaryota; Metazoa; Chordata; Mammalia; Carnivora; Phocidae. Gene Ontology annotation, cellular component: cytoskeleton of presynaptic active zone. Gene Ontology annotation, biological process: maintenance of presynaptic active zone structure; regulation of synaptic plasticity; neuromuscular synaptic transmission. The transcript is spliced from 18 exons. The record is from RefSeq and is a predicted model, not a curated record. Gene Ontology annotation, molecular function: structural constituent of presynaptic active zone.
UACUUAACCAUUGGUUUCCACCAGGUAUGAGGCUCCAGCUGUGAGAGGGAGACAAGCGGGAAGAAAACUCUUCGUAAAUGCGCUUAGAACCAAUUUGGCUGUCAGUUUGGAUGUGGCAGUGGGGUCGAGCCAGAUCCUUUCCGGAGGGUAGAAGAGUUUGCCUUUAAGAUCCUCUGGAGUCAUUUUCUGGUACAGACUGUGAAAAGAAUGCAUUGAAAAUUCUGGCCAAUAGUGGAAAUAUUGGCAUAACCCCCAACUUAGUAUAGCAGUCUUUCUCUUCAGUAGCACCUCAUAAUAGAAGAAAAAUGUAUGGAAGUGCAAGAACAAUCACCAAUUUGGAAGGCAGUCCUUCCAGAUCUCCUCGUUUGCCAAGGUCUCCUCGUUUGGGCCACAGAAGAACAAGCAGUGGGGGAGGUGGAGGAACAGGCAAGACACUGUCCAUGGAGAAUAUCCAGUCCCUUAAUGCAGCCUAUGCUACAUCUGGACCUAUGUAUCUGAGUGAUCAUGAGGGGGUGGCUUCGACAACUUACCCAAAGGGCACCAUGACUCUGGGAAGGGCCACAAAUCGAGCUGUAUAUGGAGGCCGAGUCACAGCCAUGGGGAGUAGUCCCAAUAUUGCUUCUGCUGGACUUUCCCACACAGAUGUUCUUUCAUACACAGAUCAACAUGGUGGUCUGACUAGCUCAUCCCAUCAUCACCACCACCAGGUCCCUUCCAUGUUGAGGCAGGUAAGGGAUAGCACAAUGUUAGACCUUCAAGCCCAGCUCAAGGAACUUCAGAGAGAGAAUGACCUCCUCCGGAAAGAACUAGACAUCAAGGACAGCAAGUUAGGAUCUUCCAUGAACAGUAUCAAGACCUUCUGGAGUCCUGAGCUCAAAAAGGAGAGAGUCUUGAGGAAAGAAGAGGCAGCCCGAAUGUCUGUCCUCAAGGAGCAGAUGAGGGUUUCCCAUGAAGAAAAUCAGCACCUGCAGUUGACAAUCCAAGCCCUUCAGGAUGAGCUUCGGACCCAGAGAGACCUCAAUCACCUCCUGCAGCAAGAGAGUGGCAACCGUGGAGCUGAGCACUUCACCAUUGAGCUGACUGAGGAGAACUUCCGGCGGCUCCAAGCUGAGCAUGACAGACAAGCUAAGGAGCUGUUCCUUUUAAGGAAGACCUUGGAAGAAAUGGAGCUGAGAAUUGAAACACAGAAACAGACCCUCAACGCCCGAGACGAGUCGAUUAAAAAGCUUCUUGAGAUGUUGCAAAGUAAAGGUUUGCCUUCUAAAAGUCUCGAGGAUGACAAUGAACGGACACGGCGGAUGGCAGAGGCUGAGUCUCAAGUCAGCCACUUAGAAGUGAUUUUAGACCAGAAAGAGAAGGAAAACAUACAUCUUAGAGAGGAAUUGCACCGAAGGAGCCAACUUCAGCCGGAGCCAGCAAAGACGAAGGCUCUCCAGACUGUCAUUGAAAUGAAGAUUGAUCAACUGAAGCAGGAGCUUUCAAAGAAGGAGUCAGAACUUCUUGCCUUACAAACAAAGCUUGAAACCCUUAGCAAUCAAAAUUCAGAUUGCAAGCAACACAUUGAAGUGCUUAAAGAGUCGCUUACUGCCAAAGAACAGAGGGCUGCCAUCCUUCAGACCGAGGUGGAUGCACUGAGGUUACGAUUGGAGGAGAAAGAAUCUUUUCUCAAUAAAAAAACAAAACAGCUGCAGGACCUAACGGAAGAGAAGGGGACACUGGCUGGAGAGAUUCGAGACAUGAAGGAUAUGUUAGAAGUGAAGGAAAGAAAAAUUAAUGUUCUUCAGAAGAAGAUUGAAAACUUGCAAGAACAGCUUAGAGAUAAAGACAAACAACUAACCAACCUGAAAGACAGAGUAAAGUCCUUGCAGACGGAUUCCAGUAAUACGGAUACUGCACUAGCAACACUAGAAGAGGCUUUGUCAGAAAAGGAGAGAAUAAUUGAGCGUUUGAAAGAACAGCGGGAAAGAGAUGAUCGGGAAAGACUAGAAGAGAUAGAAUCUUUCCGAAAAGAGAACAAAGAUCUGAAAGAGAAGGUCAAUGCUUUACAAGCUGAACUGACUGAAAAAGAGUCUAGUUUAAUUGACCUCAAGGAACAUGCAUCUUCAUUAGCCUCAGCAGGACUGAAAAGGGACUCCAAAUUAAAAUCUCUAGAAAUAGCCAUUGAACAAAAGAAAGAAGAAUGUAGCAAAUUGGAAGCACAGUUAAAAAAGCAAGCUGAGCAGUUGUUCAAUCAGAUGUACAAUCCAGCUCAUAAUGUUGAAGAUGACUCCAGGAUGAACCCCGAGUUUGCAGACCGAAUAAAACAACUUGAUAAAGAGGCAUCUUACUACCGUGAUGAGUGUGGCAAGGCCCAAGCGGAAGUUGACCGGUUGCUGGAGAUCCUCAAGGAGGUGGAGAAUGAAAAGAAUGACAAGGACAAGAAGAUUGCAGAACUUGAGAGCUUGACUCUCAGGCAUAUGAAGGAUCAAAAUAAGAAGGUGGCCAACCUCAAGCACAAUCAACAGUUGGAAAAGAAGAAAAAUGCCCAAUUACUGGAAGAAGUCCGCAGGCGAGAAGAUAGCAUGGCUGACAACUCACAGCAUUUGCAGAUAGAGGAACUGAUGAAUGCAUUGGAGAAGACCCGACAGGAACUGGAUGCCACCAAGGCACGCCUGGCCUCCACGCAGCAGUCUCUGGCUGAAAAAGAAGCGCAUUUAGCCAACCUCCGGAUAGAAAGGAGAAAACAGCUGGAGGAGAUCCUGGAGAUGAAACAGGAAGCGCUGCUUGCGGCAAUCAGUGAAAAAGAUGCAAAUAUUGCCUUGCUGGAAUUGUCUGCUUCCAAAAAGAAAAAGACUCAGGAAGAAGUUAUGGCCCUCAAGCGGGAAAAAGAUCGACUCGUGCAUCAGUUAAAGCAGCAGACCCAGAACAGAAUGAAGCUGAUGGCGGAUAACUACGACGAGGACCACCACCAUUACCACCACCACCACCACCACCACCACCACCGAUCUCCUGGGAGGUCGCAACAUUCCAAUCACAGGCCCUCUCCCGACCAGAUAUGA